This is a messenger RNA of Suillus plorans, 1560 nucleotides long. RefSeq lists its product as uncharacterized. The transcript has a single exon. The coding region runs from base 1 to 1560 and encodes 519 amino acids. The record is from RefSeq and is a predicted model, not a curated record. NCBI's taxonomy places the organism in Eukaryota, Fungi, Basidiomycota, Agaricomycetes, Boletales, Suillaceae.
AUGGCCACUGGAAAACUGCGCAGCAUGAGCUUCGGCUCCAAAACACCAGUCUCCAGAAACCCCUCCCCCACGAUGCCGGGAGGACCCCCUACGAAAAGAACAACCAGAUCCUCGAAUAUCACACUGACCGCACCAGAAAUAGAAGCACAACCUAGCACCGUCACAGACGCUGCCAGCGCGCACUCAUACCUCAAAAAAAAGAGCCUCUGCCACGCGACUGAACCUUAUACCUUAAACCAUAUAAUCUCGGUCCUUUUACAGAUCACGCAGAUAUCCGGGUCCACGCCCCUGCCGGUCAUCACCGCCAUCAGAUCGGUUGUCUUUCUACACAAGCAACAUGUAGUAGACGAAAUCACGGAUGCAGCGGCUCGACAAAUCACGACGACAGUAGCACAACAAGUCACGGACACCAUCACUGCGAAACUGGUGGACCAUGUGAUAGCCGCAAUUGCCCCGCAAGUAGCCCGGAUACUAUCAGCCUCCGAAUCCCUUGAAAACUCUAUACAAAAAACUAAACAACACAAAACGCUCCCAGACUACCCAGACACAGAAGUAGAAAAAACAAAACAACUAACCGAACUAACGCCCCAAAUCAUAGACCAUAUCAUGACAGCCAUUAACCCUCAGAUCGAACAGCUCACAUCAACGUCGGACUCGCUUUCCACCUCACUAGAAAACACCUCGAAAAUUCAUCAGAUACUAGGAGAAUGUAUGGACCUAGACCGAGACAUCAAUGCAGCAGCGGAUAGGAUCACCAAUGCUACAGACACGGUUCACAGCGCUAUUGAGGACUGCCACAGCUCCAUCAACCGUCUCUCUCCCUCGUUAGAAACGACACAGGACCAAAUCCACCUUCUCUCCUUGAAACUCCUAGACCUACAAGACGCUCACUCUCCCCCCACUCCCCAACUUGAAGCUCCGAAACCUGCACCAUUCAGCAGCAUAACGACAGCCUGGCCGUCAGGACCAACUCGCCUACACACCUCACGUGGCUCCCCUCCGAACGUCCAAGCUUUUGCACCACAACCACACCCGUCACAAAGUCCACGCAACAGCAACACACAGCACCAGGUACCUCCGAUCGACGAAGCCCUGGCCCGGUCCGCUAUUCGAGCAAGACAGAUCCUGCUAGACCCUAUAAUCGGCAACCCAGUAUUCCCGCCCGAAAUCAAUCACAACGAAGCUCUGGAUAAGAUUCAUACCGCCAUCAAGGCAGCCCUGGCCCCCAACGGCCGCAACGACAAUGUCAAGGCCCUUCUACAGCUGCGCAACGGAGGAAUCAUCGUUGAACUAGACAACGAAGAAACAGCGCUCAGACUACGGGAUAACGCCACCCGAAAGAAAUUCCUUCACGCAUUAGACUACUCGGUCACAUUUAAAGACAGAACCUACACCUUAGUAGCCCAAUACGUCCCAACUAACUUACUCAUCGAACGACCAGGACUCCUUCGACUAGUAGAAGGCAAGAAUCACCUAGAUGAUAACUCGCUAGCGUCCAUGCGGUGGAUCAAGCCCCCACACAAAAGGCCCCCUGGGCAAAUUAGGGAUCAGCAGGGGUAA